CUAUAGGGCAUUUCAAUUCCUCUCAGACAUAAACAAGAUGAUAACCAUGGAUGCUCUCCCGGGCGAUUGAAGAUUCACCGUCUAUGUAGGCGCUCUUCCCUGCCGUCUUCUUACUUUCUCAUACUUCCGCACUCAAAAUCAUUCAGAGAUUCUCAGUCAGUUUUCAAAUGGAGAGGACUGGGAGUUAGUUGAAGCUAAAGAUAAAUGAAUGGAUAAGGAAUGGAUGAAAUUAAAAGAUCGAGGUGCUCCAGAAUAUUUGCGUGGGAUAAAAAAAUUUCUUGAUUUUGCAUUUACUAAUGGUAAUGCAUAUCAGGGAAGCAAUGCAAGAAAUGUGAUUAAAUGCCCUUGUAGUAAAUGUGCAAAUGUGUGUUACAAAGCUCGUAGUGAAGUUCGUUUUGAUUUGUUGAAGAAUGGUUUCUUGCGAAGCUACAUUAUAUGGGAUAAACAUGGUGAAACGCUGGUUGACAUAUCUUCUCAAAGUGACACUAAUUUUGUUGAGGAUGUUCUUGAUGAUGAAAAUAUGCUAGAUAUGUUACAAGUAGGUUGUGGUGUUGCUGGAAUGGGAUUUGUUGGGAAUGAUGAGACGAAUGUGGAUGGUCACAAUGAAAAACUUCAAGAACCCACAGGAGAAGCACUAAAAUUCUAUCGCCUCUUAGAAGACUAUAAAGAACCGUUACUUUUGGAUGGGUCAAAAGUCUCUAAGUUGGUUUACAUCAUGAAAUUGUUGCAUCUUAAGUGUUUGAA
This is a messenger RNA of Cuscuta epithymum, 744 nucleotides long. The record is from the annotation of a GenBank genome assembly. Lineage: Eukaryota; Viridiplantae; Streptophyta; Magnoliopsida; Solanales; Convolvulaceae.